AGACGAUAAUUUAACAGACGGCGUUUUGCCCCCCUGUGUAUGUACACAUAUGUGGGCAUUUCGCACCUACAUACCUACUGGGAUUGGGAGCGGGGUGGACUACCUACCUACCCAGCCAUAACUUAGCCACCACUUAAGGUACCUAUGUACUACGUAGUGCUCUUAUACCAUACCGAAGCGUUUCCAUCUACCGUCCUAUCAAUCCGCGACAACAUAAACACCCAGAUACAGACUCACCCGUCUUCUCUCCCACUGACCAUCUCACCGCGAACCGAAGAUGGCGGCCAACACGAAAUAUAGCCCUGCCCCGACGCAAGAUCCCGACGCCGGCACCUGGUCCCAGGCUCCGCCGUCAUACCAAGCCACCGAUGCCGGUUCAUCUUCCGCCGGUCUAUUUGCCGCCCCGCGAAGCAGCGAGGACAACAUCCCCGACGACUUCAAGUUCGGCGGCUCUGUCGCCGAGGCCACCGUCGAUAUCCGUAAUCAGUUCAUUCGAAAGGUCUAUACUAUCCUUACCGCACAACUACUGGUCACCGCUGUGGUCAGUGGUCUUAGCUUCUGGAGCCUGGAUUACAAGAUCUGGAUUCAAUCGCACCCUGCUCUAGUUUGGCUUUCGCUUAUUGGCUCACUCGGUUUCUUGCUCCUCACCUACUGGAAGCGCAAGAGUUACCCGACGAACCUACUUUUUCUCUCUGGAUUCACGCUUUUCGAGGCCUAUGCCAUAUCUGUCGUUGUCUCUUUCUUUGAGACACGGAUUGUCCUCAAUGCUGUCAUUCUUACAGGUGGAAUCUUCGUCUUCUUGACUCUCUUCGCUUGUCAGACGAAGUAUGACUUCACCUCGUGGAUGCCCUACCUCUUUGGCGCCCUUUGGGGUCUACUCCUUUUUGGCUUCAUGAUGAUCUUCUUCCAGAAUAGCAGUACCGGCGAACUCAUCUACGGUGGUCUCUCUGCCCUCAUCUUCUCUGCCUACAUCCUCGUCGACACCCAGCUUGUCAUCCGCAAGCACCACGUUGAAGAGGAGAUCGCGGCCGCCAUCAGCCUGUAUCUCGACAUCAUCAACCUGUUUCUGGCCAUCCUACGCAUUCUCAACAGCCAGAGUAGCAACUAGACUGAGCGGAGAGGGGCACGGUGUUGAUAGAAUUCGCUUUAGGCGGAUGGACGAAGUUCUAGUUACUAGGACAUGGGGGUACCUUCGUAACCGAAGAAUAAACCUGACAAUCAGAGAUUCCUCGGUGUGAAAAAAAUCCACAUGCCAUUGUAUUCUUUAUUUUCCCUUUACAAUUUGCACACUUUCUCUGAUUUGCUUGUGUUAUUAAUUUGGGAAUGGCGUCUUAACAAGGGGGGAUUGCUUGAUCCUGUUUUUUAGGUGUUUUCAUUACUACCGGCUCGGCUUCAUAGCAAUACCAUCCGAACCGAAUUAUGGAUAUCGAAUCCACUUCCCAACGG
Messenger RNA from Durotheca rogersii, 1446 nucleotides. RefSeq names its product transmembrane BAX inhibitor motif-containing protein. The coding region runs from base 278 to 1108 and encodes 276 amino acids. Lineage: Eukaryota; Fungi; Ascomycota; Sordariomycetes; Xylariales; Xylariaceae. The record is from RefSeq and is a predicted model, not a curated record. Gene Ontology annotation, cellular component: membrane. The transcript is spliced from 3 exons.